GUUGAUAUCUGAUGCCAAACUAAUGUGGGACUGCUCGAUCGGACAUUGUUAUUUACAUGCUAAUUUGUGUUGGGCAGUAUGCUUGGGAAAGUGGAAAUGAAGGAAGAAAAGGAUUUUAAAGAGGUUGUUUCAAAGAAGAAUAAGAAAAGGAUAAAGGCGGCUGUCCCACGCUGCUGCCUUGACGGAGAUGGCGUUCGCGGUGGCUGUCCCACGCCCGAGACCCAUCCUCCGUCUGGACCGUCUCCACCUCACCCCCAUCCGCGCCGCCGCGGCAAGAACCCCCGUUCCCCAGCCCCUCCCCGACGAGCUUCAGCUCGUCGCCGACGUUCGCUCCCCGCAUAACCACAUCCGCGUCGCUGACGUCUCCCCGCGCGCUGCCGGCCACCCCCUCGCCGGCGCGCGCCUCCUCCUCCUCGACGGCCCCGGCAACAUCCACUCCGUCUCCUUCCCUCGUCGCCCCUAUUGCCCCCUCACUUCCACCUACUUCGACGUCUUCACCACCCUCCCGCCUCUCCUCCCGCGCCCAUCCCUCGCCGUCCUCGGCUUCGGCGCGGGCUCCGCCGCCCGCGCCCUCCUCCAUUUCUACCCGGACAUAUCCGUCCAUGGCUGGGAACUCGACCCCUCUGUCAUCGCCGUCGCCCGGGACCUCGGGGAGCUCGAAAAGGACCACGCCGGCAGGCUGGUCAUCCACGUCGGCGACGCGCUGGAGGCUGAGGUCGUGCCGGGAGGCUUCGGCGGCGUGCUGGUGGAUCUGUUCGCCAACGGGAGCGUGCUGCCGGAGCUCCAAAAGGCGGACGCCUGGCGCCAGAUAGGCGGGAUGGUGGCGCCGGGAGGGAGGGUGAUGGUGAACUGCGGCGGGGGCUGCGUGGAGGCGGAGGAGGAGGGGAGAGACGGCGAGGCAGUGAAGGAUGCGACGCUGCGGGCGAUGGCAGCAGCGUUCGGGGAGGGAAUGGUAGCGGUGCUGAGUGUGGAUGAAAGUUCGGUGGCGAUGACAGGGCCGGUGGUGCGGGCAUCGGAGGAGGCGGCGGCGUGGAAGGCUAGGCUGCCGCCGGAGCUGGGCCACUACAUUGACAUGUGGAAGCUGUACAAUGGCAAUGGUGAUACAUGAAUAGAUGGGGAUUAUGCAGUGGUUCUCUAUGCAAGAAUGCACAGUGAUUUCUUCGGCCUGUCGUAUCGAUCCGUUAUCGCUUGAAGUUUCGGCUAGCUAGCUAACUGGUAGUGUGGGUGGUGCAGCAUGGGUCUUCAGAGGAAGAUUCUUCUGCCCGAGAGAGCCACCAUACAGGUGGACGACGCUGGAACUCUGCAGCCGCUGAAGAUGAAGCGGCCGCGUGAUGGUGAGGACGAAGGUGACUCGGGGCCGCUGACGCCGACGGCGAACGGCGCAGGGACCGCGCCUCCGCGCUGCCCGCCGGCACCGCCGAAGAAGCCGAGGCUCGUGCUGGGGUGCAGCCUGGACGGGUUCAAGGUUCUGAGCGUCGUGGACUUGCGUUGCUUCCUUCGUUGACGAGCCACCUUGUUUGUUUGUUUGUUUGUUUGUUUAGUUAGAGAAGAGAGGGGAUUUUGUUUUGGUGUCUUUGUGCUCUUCAACUGUUCUUUUUAACCGGAAUAAGCCUCAAAUCUAACUUUGCAUUGUGGGCUGCUAUGCUGAAGCGGCCGCGACCUUAUUACAGUAAUUAUCACUGAAACUGAGCAGUUCAAAUC
Molecule: messenger RNA, 1701 nt
Organism: Triticum aestivum (bread wheat)
Lineage: Eukaryota; Viridiplantae; Streptophyta; Magnoliopsida; Poales; Poaceae
Exons: 3
Coding region: 188-1108 (306 amino acids)
Source: RefSeq, a predicted model, not a curated record